CAUUAAUAGAGUUCCACUUGUUGACGUAGUUCUUCUGUUAUCCAUAGAAGAUAACCUCCGACCGACAUGAAGCCCCAGUUUUUUAUUUUCACACUGUUAAUGCUCUGCCUUGUUGGCAUGGCAACAGCAGCUCCAACUGUUCAGGAUCAGGAAGAAAAGGCAGAGAACAACAAUGACCUCGAACCAAAAGAAAAACGUUCAGAAGAGAAACUCGUGUAUGGGAACCAACAAAACAAACCUCCAGCAACAACAGACAAUUUUCCAAAAAUUCAAAACACAGAAGAUUCGGAAUCACCUGAUGGUGAAAACGGUUCAUCCUCACGUACAGAAGGAAAAACGGACAAAUAUCCGGUUGGUGAUGAAUCGUUGCAUGGAAAAGAGCAAGACAAAAAGCAGGACUCAAAUAAAAAUUUGGACGUCUUUGGAUAUAUGGACACCCCUUCUGUAUUAAGUGUUACAAAUCCUUACGGAGGUGAACCAUACGGACCUGAGUCAGAUGGAAGUACUGGAUCUCUCUCAGGAACUGAUAUUUAUGACGAUUACUCGCAAUACAGACCAUAUGAUUAUAGUGACGCCAUCUAUCGUCGAAAAAGGAGCUACAUGAGAAAAAGAAAUUUGAAAAACAACAUGGACGAAAUGUUAAAUGCUGCUCGACGAUUUCCUAGGCGAGCCAUGCGGUCAAAACGCCACACAGAUGUGGAACAAAUACUUAAAUGGUUGAAUGCUCUGAGCCAAGAAAAACAGUAUGAGCAAGUUCCCUACCAGGAUAGGCGACCAUUUCCAAUUAAUGACGUGCAAAACACAGAGAUGAUGCUUCCACCAGAGGGCGUACCUUUGCCAACUUUAUACUCCAACAAUUACGCUUACAACAGUCCUACGGAAGAAGAAAAUGUUGAGUCCGAAGGUAUGUGGCGAAACCCUUACAAGGACAUAAUGCGACGUUCUUACCUUUACCCAACUGAUUACCGAUACUUUGUGCUACCAAGCCAGAAGAGGUCACCACCAACGCCAAGGUUAGAUGACAACGGUCAGUGGGGACAAAUUAUUCAGCGCCACCAAUUAUAUGACACAGACAAUGCCGAGGAUCUGGAACGACUAUAUGCGUUAGCGAGCUUACUUUCGGAUGAAGGUUCCGACAGAGAAUACAGUUACAGAGGAAAUGCUCAUGAAUAAAUUCUGAAUAGCAGUAGCUAUUAGAAUUCAGUAAGGUGUCGUCUGAAUUCGUUGUUGUGUUGUUGUUUCUUGCUUCGAGUUGCAAAGUGAUUGGCGUGUUAAAAUAAAGAUAAUAUUUCAAAUCAAAUAUAUGCUGUGUUAAAUGUCUAAUGAAAUCGUAGUUUUAAUAUAAACAGUGAAAUCAUGGUUCUACGUGUUUUGAAUAUUAUAUGAAUUUGAUUAUAAUUUCCGAGCAUAAUGUGCAGUAUUUUAUCUUCUUAGCUUUGAUAGUAUUAGGAUUCAGAAGUGGCUCUAAGGGCAGCCACCGAACUGCUGUAAUUGUAGAAAAAAAAUAAUAGGAUUUAUAUGCAACCUUAAUGACAGCAUUUUAGUUGACGUUACCUUUUAAACGAAAAAUGAGCGAUAACUCCAAACGACAAAGAUGUAAACUAAUAGAUAAUUUUAUUUAAAAGUGAAAUUGAGGUCACAUUUGUUAACCUUUUAAUUGAAUAAUUAUAUAUAUAUUUAAAGGAAGGUGCCAAUAUAAACACUUAGGACAAAAUGGCAGAUAUUUAAUUAUAAACUAAAUAAGGACAUGUGUAAUGUUUAUUAUUAUUACAAACAAAAAUUCGUAAAUAAAUACUAAGUAAAUAAAUAUAUAUAUAGCAUCAUCCAAUGCAUUUCACGUACUCUCGACGUCUAUUUCUUCUUAGUUUCUUAGUUGUAACCUAAUUUCCAAUAAAUUUACAUCCAAUAAAAAAGCAAAAGUAUUUUAUUUAGCCUAAAGCAUACGUUUUUGAAAGCAGGUUUUUGUUUGUUUGUUUUUUACAAAAAUAUUGAAAGGUUAUGCGAAAACAUAUAUACUCGUAUUAUAACUUACAAAAUAUAUUCAAUGUUUUGUUAUAAGUAGCCCGAGUAAUGGAGCUUUAUGUACUGAAGCAAACCAUAAUUAAUAAUGUAUAUAUAAACUGAUCCCCUGUUCUUAUAUUUCACGUUUACUUACUUACAGGUAACGAAAGUUACGUUUCAGUGUCAGAGUUUAUUCUCACGUAGCACUUCAGCUGUUAAUAUAACACAAUUAUGAAUGUAUUGUACUGAGGAAUGCUGUCCUUAUAUGUGAAAUACUUUCAGCCACUUUAUUCGAAUGACUUAUGCCCACUUCAUCAAGUUCUCUUGAUGUUGCUGGUAAGGUACUUGAGCUAGAUGUAUAAAACAAGAAAUAAAUUUUCAUUCAGAUACGCAGAUUUUUACCCUUCCCUUUCUCACGCUGUUGUACGAAAGAUAUUAAACAGUCGUAUAAUAUCCUGGAAUAUUUUAUGGCUUUGGCGAUGCAAUGGUUAUCAACAAUGGUAGUUUCUGUUUCUCAUGGAGGUGGUCUAUUCUGAGUAUUCUUUGUUAUAAUAUUUUGUGAGAUUUCAGCUGAUGAAUUUUGUGUUAACUAUUAGAAUUACAGAACGAAAUUGAUUUUUUGUAAUAGCUAUAGAGAAAUAAAAUCAAGAUACUAAACAAUU
Molecule: messenger RNA, 2663 nt
Organism: Limulus polyphemus (Atlantic horseshoe crab)
Lineage: Eukaryota; Metazoa; Arthropoda; Merostomata; Xiphosura; Limulidae
Exons: 5
Coding region: 67-1173 (368 amino acids)
Source: RefSeq, a predicted model, not a curated record